AUUUUCACCACGUGGUGAGCGGAGCAGCAACAAAAAGAAUAAAAAACUCGAAAAGUGUCAGAAGAGGAAAAAGGCGAUAAAGCGGAGGAGAAUCUAGCAGAAUUCGAGAAUUUUUCAGCCCAGAAAUGACGACGGAUGCACAGAAUGUCCACGUACAAAAUGGUGGCAGCUGCGGCGAGGCGGUGCAGUCGAACGGGGUGACCACCAACGGGCACCACCACCAGAACCACCACAGCAGCAGCAGCGGCAGUAGCAGCAAGCAUAAAUCCUCCAGCAAGGACAAGCACCGUGAUAAGGACAGGGAGCACAAGAGCUCCAGCUCCUCCAGCUCGUCGAAGGAACACAAAAGUAGCAGUCGCGACAAGGACCGACACAAGAGCAGCAGCAGCAGCAGCUCCUCGUCGAAGCACCGCGACAAGGACAAGGAGUCCCAUCGCAGCAGCAGCAGCAGCUCCUCGUCCGGCCACCGAGAUAAGGACAAGGAUGGGAGCAGCAGCAAGCACAAGUCCUCCUCGUCGUCGUCGUCGUCAUCGUCGUCUGGCCACCAUAAGAGCUCCUCGAAAGACAAGGAGCGACGGGACAAGGACAAGGAGCGCAGUAGCAGCAGCAGCAGCUCCUCCAGCCGACACAAGUCCUCGUCGUCGUCGUCAAGCUCCCGUGAUAAGGAGCGCAGUAGCAGCAGUCACAAGAGCUCGUCGUCCUCUUCCUCGUCAAAGAGCAAACAUUCCAGUUCAAGUUCGCGCCACAGCAGCAGCACGUCGUCAAAAGAUCCGCCCUCCUACGACGGUGUGUUCGUCAAGCCAGAGCCCGUCUCGCAAGCGCCAAUGCAGGAGUCCCUGGAUCCAUUCCAGAUGCAGCAGCACCACCAGCAGCUCGGCGGCUACGAAGCCAACUGCAAUGGCAACGGCAACGGCGGCAUGGGGGCCUCCAGCUACAAGAACGGCUAUGAAGAAUCGAUCCACGUGGACAUCAAGAAGGAGGACGAAAGCUUCAACAACCUCUCCCAGGCCAGCUCGUGCGACUACUCCAUGUCCCAGUUUCGCUCCGACGAGCCGCCGUUCGAGGUGAAGAACGAGCAGAGCUACGCAGAGGAGGACAGCACAUUGAACGACGACCAGGACGACGAUGAUGAGAAUGAUAAUGACAACGACAACGAGGAUAUGGACGAUGACCAGGAGGACAUUCCGCUGGCCAUGCGUAAGCGCAAGCAGGAGCCAGUGGAUCAGGGCGAGGACGACGACGACGACGUACCGCUGCUGGCGCGCAAGAAGGUCAAGAAGGAGCCCAAGGAGAAGAGCAAGAAGCGCGUCAAGGAGGAGGUCGACGACGACUAUUCCAGCGCCAAGCCCAAAAAGAAGAAGAUCAAAAAGGAACUCCAAGCGAAGACCGAGGUUACAGCUUCGCCCACCAAGCGCCAGAAGGUCAAGGAGGAGGAAGAGGAGGUCUGGAGAUGGUGGGAGGAGGAGAAGCGCGAGGAUGGCGUCAAGUGGUCGACCCUGGAGCACAAGGGCCCUGUCUUCGCACCGCCCUACGAGCGAGUGCCUCGCAACGUGCGCUUCUAUUACGACGGCAAGCCGCUGGAGCUCUCCGAGGAGACGGAGGAGGCGGCCACCUUCUACGCCAAAAUGCUGAACCACGACUACUGCACCAAGGAUGUGUUCAACACGAACUUCUUCAAGGACUUCCGCAAGUCGAUGACCUCCAAGGAGAAGGAGAUCAUCAAGGACUUCCGCAAGUGCAACUUCCAGGAGAUGCACAACUACUUCCAGGCGGAGUCCGAGAAGCGCAAGGCCGCCACCAAGGAGGAGAAGCUGGCGAAGAAGAACGAGAACGAGGCGCUGGUCAAGGAGUACGGCUUCUGCAUGAUCGAUGGCCACAAGGAGAAGAUCGGCAACUUCCGCCUGGAGCCGCCGGGCCUGUUCCGCGGCCGUGGAGAGCAUCCCAAGAUGGGCAUGAUCAAGCGCCGCAUCCAGGCCAGUGACGUGUCGAUCAACUGUGGCAAGGAGUCGCAUGUCCCGUCCCCGCCGCCGGGCCAGCGAUGGAAGGAGGUGCGCCACGACAACACGGUCACUUGGCUGGCCUCCUGGAUCGAGAACGUGCAGGGGCAGGUGAAGUACAUCAUGCUGAAUCCCUCGUCCAAGCUCAAGGGCGAAAAGGAUCACAUCAAGUACGAGACGGCCCGACGCCUGGACAAGGUGAUCGACAAGAUUCGCGCCACCUACCGCGACGAGUGGAAGUCCAAGGAGAUGCGCGUCCGGCAGCGGGCGGUGGCCCUCUACUUCAUCGACAAGCUGGCGUUGAGAGCGGGUAACGAGAAGGACGAGGAUCAGGCCGACACCGUCGGCUGCUGCUCCCUCCGCGUCGAGCACGUCCAGCUGCACAAGGAGCUCAACGGAAAGGAGAACGUUGUUGUGUUCGACUUCCCCGGUAAGGAUUCGAUUCGUUACUACAACGAGGUCGAGGUGGAGAAGCGCGUCUUCAAGAACCUCGAGCUCUUCAUGGAGCACAAGAAGGACGGCGACGACCUCUUCGAUCGCCUCAACACCCAGGUCCUCAACGAACAUUUGAAGGAGCUGAUGGACGGACUCACGGCCAAGGUAUUCCGUACGUACAACGCCUCGAAAACACUGCAGAGCCAGUUGGACCUGCUCACCGAUCCGAGUGCAACGGUGCCGGAGAAGCUGCUGGCCUACAAUCGCGCCAACCGAGCCGUGGCCAUUCUCUGCAACCAUCAGCGUUCCGUGCCCAAGGGCCAUCAGAAGUCAAUGGAGAAUCUGAAGGAGAAGAUCAAGGCCAAGCGCGAUGCCAUCGACGACUGCGAGGCCGAAUAUCAUGAUUUGAAGAAGGCUGCUAAGCGGGGCUCCGUCAAGGAAAAGGUGCUGGCCGACAAGAAGGGCAAGCAGCUGGAGCGCCUGAAGGAGCAGCUGAAGAAACUGGAACUACAAGAGACUGAUAGAGACGAGAAUAAGACCAUUGCCCUGGGCACAUCUAAGCUAAAUUAUCUCGAUCCUCGCAUAUCGGUGGCCUGGUGUAAAAAGCACGGAGUGCCGAUCGAGAAGAUCUUCAACAAAACGCAAAGAACCAAAUUUCUGUGGGCCGUGCACAUGGCCGAUGAGAACUAUCGUUUUUAAAUGGUUUCUCACUGCCUCGCCCAGGAGCCCCUCCACAGACCCACUUAACAUAGAACACACACAGGCAGUGCAGGUGAAAACAGAAAACAGAAACAGAGGAUAUGAACAAGUAACAGAAUACACCCACCACAAAGAGUCCGGCUUGCGGACUCCAAGCUAGCCUCUUCCCCUCCAGGAAGCUUAUGCAAUGGUAGUGCAUAUAUCCAGCUUUCGGGGAGCGUGCUUGAGAGGAGGACGGAGGACAAGGAAGAGACAGAGACAGAGAGAAGAUGAGGUGCUAGCCUGGGGUCUGCGGCCCAAAGCUGUGUUGUCUGCUCUGAAUCGUUGAAAUAUAUAUCAAGUGCGCACUAAGCUAAAGUCUAACUUGCGAAAUGUACACACUUCCACACGAAACAAACACACACCCACACCCCUUUCUAUGCCCGUAUAUAUGUAUAUGAAUAUAUAUAUACGAUAUUAUAUAUAUAAAUUAAAAUAUAAACAGCAACACCAGCAGAUGAGUUGAAGGAAAUACGACUUCGCCGCCGCCGCCGCCUAAAAACAAAUAAAGAAUAAUUCUCUAUGUUACCAUUCAAAUAUUUUCAAAUAGGUCGUAUACUCUAUUUUAAGUUUUAAUUAAUAAUUAAAACAAAUCGGAAAACGCUAAAGCAGAAGCAAAAACAAACGCAACGCAAACGAGAUACAAACAACAAAACAAACGCAAGCAAACGAAAAAUAAUAGAAUUAAAGAUUUUUAUGUUUACCUGUAGUUGAUUUUUGUUUAGCGAAAAAUGUCUUUCACUAUUAAUUGAUAAUUUAUAUCGUACGGUUACGUAUUUAAGUGCUUACUGAACAGAGAAUUAUAUUUUAAUAAUUUAAUUCAACAAUUCAAUUCAAAUCGGAUCCAGCGCAUCUAUCUCCCCGCCCAACGGAAACAUAAUUUAAUAUACAUAUAAAGCAAAAGCUCAGCGUCCGCUGAUGCUGCGCGGUACCUUAUGAUUUUAGUUAAAAUUCUAAUUAACAAAUGCUACCGUUUUUUUUUUAUAUAUACAUAUAUAAAUAUACCUUUUUUUUGUUUAAAUACAAAUGUUUAUAUUUUAAGACGGCCCUGGUUGUGUUUUCGGCUCUGGUUUGAAGCGAGUAGAAAACCGAACCAGGACUUUAAUUCAUAAUUUUUAUACCAUAUAGACAGGUUUCAAAUUCUGUUGAGUUUAAAAACAAAAUUGCAAAUCAAUCAAUGAAUCACCAAAACCACAGGCAAGAGCAGUCGAAACGAAAUCUUUAACUAAAAGAAAAACAUUACAAAUAGGAUUCUUUAGUACAUAUGUGCAAUUAGGUGGCUAAAAAACUAUAAAAAAGGAAAAUUGUAAAAAUCAAUCGUCCAUUAAUGGCCAGCUCUCGCCCUGAUAUUUUGUAAUAUUUAAGUUUGUAUUGAUUGUAAUUUCAACGAUUCUGAACUUAGCCCGAUUUUAUUCAGAACGUGCUGGGCGAGAAGUGGCCUCCUGAUUGGACACAUAAUCCGAAUGGGAAUAAGAACAUUACCUUGGCCCGUCAUAUUGGUUUACGAUGUUUGUAUUUAGCUGUAUUUUUACCUACACAAAUCGAGAUGGACGGUUAGAUGAGUUCUUCGACGACCCGGCCUCACACACCUUAGCAUAAAUUGCAAGAGCGCAUUGCAAAUAAAGAUCGGUCUAUAUAUUUAUGUAUGAAGUAUAUGGAAACAACCUACACAUAUGAUAAUUAGUAACCUAAAAUAAACAAACACGAAACAUUUGCUAACGUAUGUUGUGGACGCACAGGCAUACGGGCGGAGUAGGUUCGCAUAAGUGACAACGCUUUCAAAAGGCAACAAAAAUAAAUAAAUCGUGUAGACUCCUUUUAACCCCUUUUCCCCCUAAAAAAAAGCCCCUCACUCACAUAUAAACUUGGCAUAUUACAAUAUUGAUAUAAGCAAGGAAAAACAUGAAACGAAAUGAUAAGAAAAAACCUAUUUUAAAACGAAAACAAAUUAUAUAUAUAUAAAAAAUUAAAAAUAAGUUAAAGUAAUUGUAAUGGAAUGAUGCAAAUAUACAUACAAUAUAUAUUUAAUUUUUAAAAUGAAA
Drosophila ananassae is the source of this 5212-nucleotide messenger RNA. It is a transcript of the gene Top1, whose product is annotated as DNA topoisomerase 1. Gene Ontology annotation, molecular function: DNA binding; DNA topoisomerase type I (single strand cut, ATP-independent) activity. Gene Ontology annotation, cellular component: chromosome; nucleolus. The coding region runs from base 126 to 3131 and encodes 1001 amino acids. Gene Ontology annotation, biological process: DNA replication; chromosome segregation; DNA topological change. The record is from RefSeq and is a predicted model, not a curated record. The transcript is spliced from 8 exons. Lineage: Eukaryota; Metazoa; Arthropoda; Insecta; Diptera; Drosophilidae.